AUGUUGAAUAGCCACGACCGCAUUUCCAGAUCUUUAUGCUUGCCCCAUCCCGCCACUUAUCUGCUCCUUGCUGCACUUUGCGUACUGUUCUUAACCUGCCUAGGCCAAUCGCCCUCCCGCUCGUCGUCCCGCUCACCACGCGAACAACCCGACGGCCGCUGGAGAAAGGUGCAUGCGAUGCUCGGAGUCCGAGAAUUGACACCUGUGAAUGUACAAGGGCCCUCGUCCAUGCAGCAUCACCGGCGGGUCUUUAUGCGGUUCGAUUUAAGCAGGCGAACCUGGGCGUUGACAGGCAAAGGGACUCAAAGGAAGGGAGAGGAAGUAGCCUUAUGGUUGGCAAAGGACGCGGUACACGAGUCCAUGGCGUCAUUGGAGGAUAUCAGAAGGGAAUACGCGGAGGUCGCGUUGAUUGAGAGGGAACGUGUACGUGAGCGGGAACGGGAACGGGAACGGCAGCGGGAAGCAAAGGAGCGCCAGAAGAGUCGAGCGGCCGGUAAUCUUCAUCUACCGUUCCAAACGAAGGCGAACAGGCGACAGAGCCAGUAA
Molecule: messenger RNA, 546 nt
Organism: Heterobasidion irregulare TC 32-1
Lineage: Eukaryota; Fungi; Basidiomycota; Agaricomycetes; Russulales; Bondarzewiaceae
Exons: 1
Coding region: 1-546 (181 amino acids)
Source: RefSeq, a predicted model, not a curated record